Messenger RNA from Globicephala melas (long-finned pilot whale), 1710 nucleotides. RefSeq names its product endonuclease, poly(U) specific (gene ENDOU). Gene Ontology annotation, molecular function: polysaccharide binding; RNA endonuclease activity; scavenger receptor activity. NCBI's taxonomy places the organism in Eukaryota, Metazoa, Chordata, Mammalia, Artiodactyla, Delphinidae. Gene Ontology annotation, biological process: immune response. The record is from RefSeq and is a predicted model, not a curated record.
AGAGGAGAGAAAUGAUGGUCCUUUGGCUGCCUUUAAGAGGCGUCAUCAACCUGGAGCCUGGGAGAACCUGAAAGAGGUAAAACCUGAGAUGCUGACUCAGUAAGAGCCUGGGCAGCAAGGCUCAUUUGGGAGCUGUGAUAUUCACGUUGACUCUAGUGAAAGUCCAACGGCCAAUCGCCUUUUGGCCUCCAACCGGACACCAUGAAGGCCUGUGUUCCCCUGAUAGUGGCCGUGCUCUGCGGCCUGGCCUGGGCUGCUGAUGAGGACCUCAACGAGCCUGAGCCAUUCCUGGAGCUGGAAGAAGAGAUGGAGGGGGCCCCGGCUAGUGACUUGUACUCGGCACCCAACUCCUGCCGGGGCCGCUGCCUGGAAGCCUUCGACAAGCACCACCUAUGCCACUGCAACGCCCGCUGCCCAAAGUUUGGAAACUGCUGCGAGGAUUUCGAGAGCCUGUGUGGCCGUGAGGGUUUCUCCCACACCAGCGAUGCCAUAACGAAGGGGGAAACGCAGAGCAUCUCUGAGAAGAUCUAUAGGGCAGAUACCAACAAAGCCCAGGAGGAAGACAUUGUUCUCAAUCGCCAAAAGUGCAUCUCGCCCUCGGAGGCCAGAGACCAAGUAGACCGCUGCCCAGAGCCGCUCUUCACGUAUGUCAAUGAGAAGCUCUUCUCCAAGCCGACCUACGCCGCCUUCAUCAACCUCCUCGACAACUACCAGCGGGCCGUGGGCCGCGGGGAGCACUUCACAGCCCAGCAGCUGGCUGAGCAGGACACCUUCCUCAGCGAGGUUAUGAAGACGGCCGUCAUGAAGGAACUCUACGGCUUCCUCCACCAGCAGAACCGCUACAGCACAGAACAGGAGUUCGUCAACGACUUGAAAAACAUGUGGUUUGGGCUGUAUUCAAGAGGCAAAGAAGACGGGGACUCAGGCGGCUUUGAACAUGUCUUCUUAGGUGAAGUCAAAAAAGGCAAGGUCUCUGGCUUCCAUAACUGGAUCCACUUCUACAUGCAGGAGAAGGAGGGCCUGGUUGACUAUUACAGUCACAUCUGUGACGGGCCCGGGGAUUCUUACCCCAGGGUGCUGGCCUUGCAGUUCAGCUGGGACGGCUACUACAAGGAAGUGGGUUCAGCUUUCAUCGGCAGCAGCCCCGAGUUUGAGUUUGCCCUUUACUCCCUGUGCUUCAUCGCCAGGCCAGGCAAAGUGUGCCAGUUAAGCCUGGGUGGACAUCCCUUGGCCAUCCAGACCUAUACCUGGGACAAGUCAACCUACGGAAAUGGCAAGAAGUACAUCGCCACAGCCUACGUGGUGUCUCCUACCCAAUAGAGCUUCGAGCUAGAAAGGGGCGUGAGGGCAGUGAGAGCUCUUGUCGGACUGAGAUGCUAUUUGCUCUGCGCUGGAGGGGGAGGGAAUGGAGGAGACUGGGAGGGACUCCCCAAUCCAGAAAUGCCCAUAUGAGAAAGAGAGAAAAUGAUACAAAUUAGAGAAACAGUCACAUCUUUGUCCUCCAGCAUUUUGGAAACAGAAGGUGGGGACCCUCAAUAGCUCUUUGCCCUGCUGGGAGGUGGAACCCUGAAUAAGUCCUUGAGGUCUCCAGGCCUCAUGUUUCCUUUUAAUGCAAAGGGAAGGGGUUUGCCCCAUUUCCUCUUUUGGGGGUUGGUGAGAAGGCAAACCUGAUGACAUUCUUACUGUGAAGAUGUUUUCAAUUGUUCUUAG